Molecule: messenger RNA, 2259 nt
Organism: Trichoderma citrinoviride
Lineage: Eukaryota; Fungi; Ascomycota; Sordariomycetes; Hypocreales; Hypocreaceae
Exons: 1
Coding region: 1-2259 (752 amino acids)
Source: RefSeq, a predicted model, not a curated record
AUGCCGGCGGCGCCGUCGAACUCGUCCCGCUACGACGGCGAAGUCUUUGAGAUGCCCGGCGACUCCGCGGUGCCGAAGGCGGAGCCGGAGCAGCAGCAGCAGGGCAGGCGGCCGGUGCAGGCGCAGGACGAGGAGCUGGCCGGCAUGCAGGCGAAUCCCUGGCCGUUUUACCUGGAUCAAGAUGUCGGGACGGAGGCUUCGUCUCGGCGAGGGGAUGCCGCGGAGAGCGCUGUUGGGGCAAGGAUGGACACCAACGGCAAGGCAGAGGAGACGGGGGGAGGUGCGGAUGGAAAGGCUGAGCCGCUGCUGGCGAAUCCCUGGGCGUACUUUGGGCCCAUGUCGCCAAGUGAGGAUACAGGCGGGCGCAAGCCUGAUGCUGCUGGGCAAGAUGUUGGUGGAUUAGGCAUUCAGAUCGACGAGUCCACACACGACAAAGCAAAGGGCGAGAGCCAGGAUGCUCCGGCAGCAGCGCCAACGCCCCUACAUCACAAUACUCGAGACGAACAAGGCGCAGAUGGCGCUUCCCCUCCUCCUCCUCCUCCUCCUCCUCCUCCUCCUCCUCCAGCAACAGGCGAGCCUUCAUCUCCGCCACCGCCGGCUCCGGCGUUCUACCCUGCGCCUUUGCGUGUGUCGAGGAAACAAGUGCCUCCCGCCGCCGCGCCGGCGUUCAAGCCCUACGUCCCUCCGACGGACAGUGUCCCAGCCGUUGCGCCGCUCAAUGCGAAGCAUCAGAGGGCUUCUUCUUCUCAGGGUCGGCAGGGCGGGACUGGCACCGUCCUACCGUAUAGGCCCUAUCGUCCUGCUGGGCAUGGCGAGCAGGAUGUGGACCAUAGGGCUGAUGCGGCGGCAUCUUUGGCUCCGGCGAUGCCUCCCCAGCCGGCGCAGUCUCAUGCACCGCCAGUCACAGAGGCCGUAGCUCCUCAGGGGACGCCUCCGCAAGUAACCCCUUGGGUGGCAUCUGGAUCGCCGAGCCCAAGCCAGCAUCAGCAGCAGCAGCCAGCGGUAACGUCCGGUUCGGCGGAAACGCCCCCAGGUGGACUGGCAGCGCAUCAUCCGUCAUAUCAGCCAAGUCAACCACCGCCGCCGACGGCAUCCAGCCCUUCUCCUCCUCUUCCCGUUGCCGCGCCCCCAGUCCCUCCCCAUCCUCCCCAUCCUACCCUUUCACCUCGUCCUCCUGCCGCCGCCGCCGCUGCAGUUACUCCCUCUCCUCCUCCCCCUCCCAUUCCCCCUCCUCCUCCCAUACAAGAACCUGUACCAGCGGUACCGCCGCAUCCAUCCGUCCCCGCCCCGUCCCCUUAUCCUCACACUCCGUAUUACACAUCGACAAGUCCUUCCAUGCAACGUCCUGCCACAGGCUAUCCUCCAAGCUCAAGCCCGGUUCCGGGCCUUCAACCCUAUGGACAGCCCCAUUCCGCGCCAACCUCUUCCGUCCCAAGCCCGAAUAUGGCUUCCUUCCAAUUCCAACCCAUGAACCAAGCCCAGCCGCAAAACCUGUAUCCUGGGCCAGCUCCCACCCCUCCAGUUGCUUCAUACACUCCCCCAGCUCCAACACCUUCCCCGGGGCCGGUGGCGUACCAACCGUCUCCCCAGCACUUCACGCCUCCGCCGCCGACGUCCAGCUAUGAUAUCCCGCAGCCUACCUAUGCCUCUUCGGCUGAGGUCCCGCCUCCUCAGCCGCCGCGGCCGCAAUACCAGCAGGCAGCCAUGGGUGGCUAUCAAUACUAUCCACAGCCUUAUUCGCAGCCAUCACCACAGGCUCAGCCCUCAUCUCCUGGUUAUGCCGGCGCGCCAAGCCCACUCGCUCAACCUCCUUCUCCAUACCACUCGCCACAUGGCCCAGCAAUAGCGCCUCACCAGCACCAAUACCCGGCCCAGCCUACGUAUGCAACAUCCAACGGCAACUCGCCCUCGUCUCCGGACCCGCAGGGCCAAUACGCGGCGCCUCCCUUGCCGCCGCGCCCAUCAACGGCGCAGCCGCAGCUGUUUGCCGGCUUCAACUCUCAGAACGUGGUUGCCUUUCCUCCGCCGCCCAAGAGAGUGUUUAGUCCGCCGCCUCUUGCUGCUGCUGCUGCUGGUGCUGCGCCUCCGCCUCCUCGACGGCAGUCCGGGGGCUCGAGCGGUCGGCUGUUUAGCAGCUCUUCUGCGUUGAAGUGGAUAGACAAGACGGGCAAGGGGUUGGAGCACAAGCUUGAUGCGGUGCUGGGCUCUCAUCAGGGGUCGUCUGGCAAGCCGCCUCCUCAGCCGCCUCGUCCUGCUUGA